Molecule: messenger RNA, 831 nt
Organism: Carassius carassius (crucian carp)
Lineage: Eukaryota; Metazoa; Chordata; Actinopteri; Cypriniformes; Cyprinidae
Product: uracil nucleotide/cysteinyl leukotriene receptor-like
Exons: 1
Coding region: 1-831 (276 amino acids)
Biological process (GO): phospholipase C-activating G protein-coupled receptor signaling pathway; positive regulation of Rho protein signal transduction
Cellular component (GO): membrane
Molecular function (GO): G protein-coupled receptor activity
Source: RefSeq, a predicted model, not a curated record
AUGAACUCCACUGAAGCAUCCACAAACUCCACAACUUUGGAACAUUUGCUUUGGCCAUUGAGCAUUGUAGACAUUUUUGUGUGCAGCAUCAAUUUCCUGUUUGGUUUUCCUGUACACUCCUAUAUUAUAUGGUUCAUUGUCACAGGAACAAAGAGUGGUGUUGCAUCAGAGUUCUUCAACAUCAGUCUCUCUAUUUGUGAAUUAUUGAUUUCUUUCAAUUGUUUGUUAAGGAUACUGUCAAGUUUUGUUCAACUAACGGCACUGUCAUCAUUUUUAGUUGGAGUAACCGUUGCUGGUCGUCCUCUGUUUCAGUGUCUGAUCUGUGUUGAGCGUUACCUGGCAGUGGUUCAUCCUGUAACCUUUCUGAAGUACAAACCUCUCAGAUAUAGAGUGAUCUGCUGCACUGUGAUCUGGAUAAUCACUUUUGGAUCAUGUUUGUGCUGUAUGUCUACUUCAGUCCUAAAUACCUUUAUUUGGUUUAUGUGGUUAUUCCCGAUUCAGUUCCUUCUCUUCCUCUUCGUCCAGUUGUUUUGUCUUGUGGCUGUUCUCAGAGCCCUGAAGCAGUCAGGACCAGGAGAGAGAGGGAGAGAAAGGAGAAGGGAAGAAAGCCACGCGAAGAAAAGAGCAUUUUAUAUCAUUCUAAUAAUUACUAUAUGCAUGUUUAUCUCAUUUGUCCCAUACAUUCUUGCAGGCGUUUUCGUCAUUUUCUCAAAACACAAUGCUGAAACUUACAGCACUUUUGCUUUGGUCUGUUCUAUUCUGGGUCGUUUUGUGCAUCCUGUUCUUUUUCUACACCGAACUUGGAAAAUCUCUUGUGUCUGUUCCUCAUAA